This is a messenger RNA of Hibiscus syriacus, 1448 nucleotides long. Its product is annotated as protein trichome birefringence-like 5. Bases 81 to 1364 code for a protein of 427 amino acids. The transcript is spliced from 6 exons. Lineage: Eukaryota; Viridiplantae; Streptophyta; Magnoliopsida; Malvales; Malvaceae. Gene Ontology annotation, cellular component: Golgi apparatus. The record is from RefSeq and is a predicted model, not a curated record. Gene Ontology annotation, molecular function: O-acetyltransferase activity.
AAAAAUCACACCGACUCGGUUUCGUGAAAUCUACUGCAAUGUAAAUACUGUUAAUUUCGGACCUCAUCAACCGAAUCCAAAUGAGCAAUUCCAUCUCUCACAAACCCCGUUACACAGUGUCCUUCCUUUGCUUCAUUCUGCUCUUCCUCUUCACACUUUUCCUUUUCAGCGAGCGUACACUCGAACCCUCCCUCGCCCUCUACCGACCAUCAUUUUGGUUUACCAAAUCCCAAAUCCACUCUUCAAAUGCCACAACCAUUCGUAAUAAGCAGAAUCCACCCGCGGAUAACGAAACUGUUGACAAUGUUGAGGAGAAGAGGAGGGAAACGUGUGAUAUUUAUACUGGAACUUGGGUGAAAGACGAUGAAUACCCGAUUUAUAUACCGGGUUCCUGCCCGUAUGUUGAUGAGGCUGUUGAUUGCCAAAGCAAUGGAAGGCCUGAUUCUGAUUACUUGAGGUGGCGUUGGAAGCCCGAUGGCUGUGAUCUUCCGAGGUUUAAUGCUACUGACUUCUUGGAGAGACUAAGAGGUAAAAGGCUGAUGUUGGUUGGGGACUCCAUGAACCGCAAUCAGUUUGAGUCACUCUUGUGCCUCCUACGUGAAGGCCUUACGAAUAAGAGCAAAUUGUAUGAGGUCCAUGGCUACAAAAUAACUAAAGGAAGAGGGCACUAUAUAUUUAAAUUUGAGGACUAUAACUGUACAGUGGUAUAUGUAUUGUCACAUUUUCUUGUUAAAGAAGGAAUCCGCAUUAAUGAUCAGGGGCAAUCAAAUCCAACUCUAUCGAUAGAUAAAAUUGACAAGACAUCUGAUCGAUGGAAGCGGGCUGAUAUUCUCGUUUUCAAUACCGCUCACUGGUGGGUUCAUGGAAAGACUGCUCGAGGGAUAAAUUAUUUCAAAGAAGGUGAUUAUCUUUACCCAAAAUUCGAUGCUGUUGAAGCUUACCGGAGAGCUUUGAAGACCUGGGCAAAGUGGAUCGAUGAAAACUUUAAUCCAGAAAAAAAUUUGGUCUUCUAUCGUGGAUACUCUUCCGCUCAUUUCAGCGGUGGAGAUUGGAACUCAGGUGGAUCAUGUACUGGGGAAACUGAACCAAUCUUGAGCGGAACUGUCCUGGAUACGUAUCCUUUGAAAAUGAAGAUAGUGGAAGAAGUGAUUCGGGAAAUGAAGGUCCCUGUGAUACUGUUGAACGUAACGAGGCUGACCAAUUCUCGCAAGGACGGCCAUCCAUCAAUGUAUGGGAAGAAAUUAACAGAAGGGGAAACGAAAUCUACAAGGCGGGAAGAUUGCAGCCACUGGUGUCUUCCAGGGGUUCCUGAUGCCUGGAAUGAGCUUAUCUAUGCCACUCUGGUCUUCAAGAAACUAUUGUGAAGAGUUUCAAUUUCUAGAUUAGAAUUUUGAUUAGCCAAAAGCAUGAGACAAUUCAUUGUUGUAUUCCAUUGUUUACUUGGUCUU